AUUCAGAUGGUUUAUGAUGUUAAUUUCUGUCCAGCUUCGUCAUAAAUGCGUCUAUAGGCGAUUGGUCUGGUUUAGUAAUGAAUGUAAUCUGAGUAAUCUCCAGAAGUCGUCUAGUGUAGGAGCUGAGGUGGGUGAGUUAACAGGUUGUGGAUCAUUACAGGAGUCGCUUACACACGAGCUCCAGCAGGAGGCGCCAGAGAUCAGAGACAUCACAUCUUGUGCCAAACUGCUUUAAAAUACUUUUCUCUAUAUCAAUCUACACUCCACACACCAUAAUGGUGAAACAGGUUUUUAACAUCUUUGCAAAUUUACUCAAAUUAAAAAACUUAAAUGAUUCCAUUGCAUAAGUAUUCACACCCUUAUCUGAAACGGUGGCUACUGUGAAAUUUAGCUCAGGAGCAUUCAUAUUACUUCUAGAUGUUACUACACUUCCAGGGAAGUUAACCUGUGGCACAUUCAGUUGAAUGGGCUUGAUUUGUAAAGCCACACAGGUCUUAAUAAAAGGUUUAACAGCUGAAAAUGCAUAUCAGAGCAAAAACCAAGCCCUGAGGUCAAAAGAAGAACUUCCUGUAGAGCUCAGAAACCGGUUUGCAUCAAGCCACACAUCUGUGGAAGAGUUCAGAGAAGAUUCUGCAGCGUUGAAGGGUCACAGAAGCAUGUCGUCUCUGUUACUCUAAACCGAUGAAGUGACCCCUGACCCCUCCAGGACUCUGUGAAUCACGUCUGAGCGGCUCGGACACAUAUUAUACAUCAUACACUGACACGACUCGACUCGAGGCUGUAAACCGCUUCAGCUACGUGUUAGCACUCUACUUAUUUCAGCUUUUGUAUUUCUAAUACAUUUACAAACUCUGUUUUUGCUUUGUCAUUAUGGUGAUUAGAGUGUAGAUUUAUGUGGGAAUAAAAGUUAUUUAAAUGGAUUAACAAGAUGUGAAAAGAAUGAAUACUUCUGCAAGGCAGUGUAGAUGUGGGUUAGAAUGAAAUCGGCUGGGUUUGUGUGCAGCUUCAGUGUUGAAGUAAAAACACUUGUUGACUAGUUCUGCUGAUCCUCUGAUAGUGAACGAGCGGUUAGUGAGACGCUCCACCAGUUACUCUCUCUCUCCAUCAUCAUCAUCAUCAUCAUCACUCACUACUAGAUAUCAGCAUCUUCUGCUUUAGAAGGGACCAGAUCUAACCCUCACAAGUACAGCCAAACAGCAGUGUGUGUGUGUGUGUGUGUGUGUGUGUGAGAGAGAGAGAGAGUGUGUGUGUGUGAGAGAGACAGAGUGUGUGUGUGUGUGUGAGAGAGAGAGAGUGUGUGUGUGUGUGUGAGAGAGAGAGAGAGAGAGAGUGUGUGUGUGUCAGCAGGGAAGUGGUUUAUUCGAGCACAUUGUCUCCCCGAGUCCCUCCCUCUAAACCACAGACAGACAACAGAAGUGAGACAGACGACACGCACUACACUCUGUCCGUUAUCUCUCUAACGGCUGUGUGUGUGUGUGUGUGUGUGUGUGUGUGAUCAUGAGGACUCUCCACAGGCUGAAGUUGAUGAGUUCUCCCAGUCUGAGUGAUUUGGGUCGAUUAGAGAAAUCAGCGCUGGAUGACAGGAACAACCAGCAGCACCGAGCUGGAGCCAACGCCACCUGGAACAGCAUCCAUAAUGCCGUGAUCGCCGUGUUCCAGCGGAGGGAUCUGGGAGAGAAUGAGCUCUAUGUGCUGAAUGAAGGCGUCAGGCAGCUCCUGAAGACUGAGUUGGGCUCCUUCUUCACAGAAUAUCUGCAGAAUCAGCUGCUGACGAAGGGAAUGGUGAUUCUGAGAGAUAAGAUUCGCUUUUAUGAAGGUCAGAAGCUGCUGGACUCUCUGGCAGAAACGUGGGACUUCUUCUUCUGUGAUGUUCUGUCCAUGCUGCAGGCCAUCUUCUACCCCGUCCAGGGGAAGGAGCCGUCUGUCCGUCAGCUGGCUCUGCUGCACUUCAGGAACAUCAUCACUCUCAACAUAAAGCUGGACGAUGCUCUGACUCGACCGCGCGCUCGUGUGCCGCCCUCCAUCAUUCAGAUGCUGCUCGUCCUGCAGGGGGUUCACGAGUCUAAAGGUGUGAGCAGUGAUUACCUGAAGCUGGAGUCUCUGGUGCAGAAGGUGGUGUGUCCGUAUCUGGGGACGCGUGGCCUGUUCUGCGGCGAUGGCUCGGUGGCUCAGAGCUCGUGUGUUCUGGAGAAGCGUCUCCUGCGCCGAUGGCCGCGCUCCAGCGACUCGCACGCCAAGAACCUGGUGGUGCGCUCCAAGAGCUACAACAUCCCUGUGCUGACGCCGCUGGAGGAGCAUGACCCCGAGAGCAGCGCCGCGGUCAGACGUCACUCCGUGUGUCAGAUGACGUCCUGCGCAGAAGAGCCAGACGUCUGUGAGGAUCCGUCUCCUCCCGUCUGCUCCGAGACCAUCGUGGACCAGAUCCUGGAGUCUCUGGACUCAGACACCGAGGGAAUCUUCAUCGACUUCCGCCGGCAGCGUUCCAGCUCCGACGUCAGCCGGGAGAGCGAGAGCGCGGCGUGACCUUUGACCUGUCCACACGCCGCUGACGAUGCACCAGCAGAGCUUUAGAACGAAGGGAGUUUGUUUCAGGACGUUGAAGGGAGUGUUCAGAAAGCAGACGAACACACUUCUCCGCUGUACUAGUGCACCGAAUCAUGACCGAGCGCUUUUACAUUUAUGUGAAGUUGCUUUGAGCAGAAUUGGAUUACAUUAAGAUUGUCAUUUAGCAGAUGGUUUUAUACAAAUGAGGACAGUAGAAGCAACAAAAGAGCAAUGAAAUAUAAGUGCUGUGACGUCGGUAGCCGAGGGUUAAUUGUGCAAAGUUGUGUUUUCAAGACGAUAGAGGACUCUUUCAGCAGCGGUGCACAUCUAAUGCACAAAAUCCAUUAACAAUUUGAACUAUUUAAAAAGUUCAUUAUCAAUGCAAUUUUGAGACUUUAGGAGAACAAUUGGAUCUGAAAUCAUUAGAAAGUGUAUAAAGCUAAUUGUUAAUUGCAGCAUGAUUUUUUUUUUAUUUUGUAAUGAUUUUUACAAUUAUGUGUUGAAUAAUGAUUCUGCCUUCAAAUAUUUUACUAAACAGAUGACUAUUUUUAUUUUAAUUCUAAUGUUAAGUAAAACGAUAUUUUGCUGGUGAUUAAAUAAGUUUGUCCUCA
Carassius auratus (goldfish) is the source of this 3155-nucleotide messenger RNA. Its product is annotated as proline-rich protein 5-like. The transcript has 8 exons. The record is from RefSeq and is a predicted model, not a curated record. Bases 1498 to 2523 code for a protein of 341 amino acids. Gene Ontology annotation, biological process: TORC2 signaling. Lineage: Eukaryota; Metazoa; Chordata; Actinopteri; Cypriniformes; Cyprinidae. Gene Ontology annotation, cellular component: TORC2 complex.